GUUUCCUUCCUCCUUCCAGGAGCUUUAGGCUGAGACCCCAAAAGCCUGGGUGCAAGUUGAGGACUGGACCAGACUCCCCCAUCCCCGCAGAGUCCAGGAUGCCCCUCGGCUGCAGAGGCUCCUGAUCUCAUGGAGCCCUCGACCACCUCAGGGGCCCAGCCUGGGGUCCCCACUGGCAGUGGGGAGCCAUCCCCCAUGCCUCCAGACUACGAAGACGAGCUUCUGCGCUAUCUGUGGCGUGACUAUCUGUACCCGAAGCAGUAUGAGUGGGUUCUCAUCGCAGCCUAUGUGGUCGUGUUCCUUAUAGCCCUGGUGGGCAACACCCUGGUCUGCCUGGCAGUGUGGCGAAACCACCACAUGAGGACGGUCACCAACUACUUCAUUGUCAACCUGUCCCUGGCUGAUGUGCUGGUAACGGCCAUCUGCUUGCCCGCCAGCCUGCUGGUGGAUAUCACUGAGUCCUGGCUCUUCGGCCAUACCCUCUGCAAGAUCAUCCCCUACCUUCAGGCCGUAUCGGUGUCAGUGGCAGUGCUGACACUCAGCUUCAUCGCCCUGGACCGCUGGUAUGCCAUCUGCCACCCACUGCUGUUCAAGAGCACUGCCCGGCGUGCCCGAGGCUCCAUCCUGGGCAUCUGGGCCGUGUCACUGGCUGUCAUGGUGCCCCAGGCUGCUGUCAUGGAAUGUAGCAGUGUGCUGCCCGAGCUAGCCAACCGCACCCGGCUCUUCUCUGUGUGCGACGAACACUGGGCAGAUGAACUCUACCCCAAGAUCUACCACAGUUGCUUCUUCAUCGUCACCUACUUGGCCCCGCUCGGCCUCAUGGCCAUGGCCUAUUUCCAGAUCUUCCGCAAGCUCUGGGGCCGCCAGAUCCCCGGCACCACCUCAGCCCUGGUACGGAACUGGAAGCGGCCCUCAGACCAGCUGGAGGAGCAGGGCCAGGGCCCCAGCACCGAGCCCCAGCCCCGGGCCCGCGCUUUUCUGGCUGAGGUGAAGCAGAUGCGAGCUCGGAGGAAGACGGCCAAGAUGCUGAUGGUGGUGCUGCUGGUCUUCGCCCUCUGCUACCUGCCAAUCAGCGUCCUCAAUGUCCUCAAGAGGGUGUUUGGGAUGUUCCGCCAAGCCAGUGACCGAGAAGCUGUCUACGCCUGCUUCACCUUCUCCCACUGGCUGGUGUACGCCAACAGCGCUGCCAACCCCAUCAUCUACAACUUCCUCAGUGGCAAAUUCCGGGAGCAGUUUAAGGCUGCCUUCUCCUGCUGCCUGCCUGGCAUGGGUCCCUGCAGCUCUCUGAAGGACGCCAGUUCCCGCUCCUCUACCAGUCACAAGUCCCUGUCUUUGCAGAGCCGUUGCUCUGUCUCCAAAGUCUCCGAGCAUGUGGUACUCACCAGUGUCACCACGGUGCUGCCCUGAGCCCGAGGGCCACCCUGGAGGGUCUGGGACAAGCAGCUGAUUCCUGCCUGUGCCGCUUCUCUGGCUCCUGGGAUCUCCCCUUGGAAAGGCUGCUGGCUGCAGUGAAAGGCUGAUGCUCCAGUGCUGAUUUUGCUGCCUGUGUGACUGAGCAAGUGAUUCUCCCCUCUGAGCUUAUGUCCUCUAAGCAGGGUGGAUGUGAAGCUUAAGCAUGCCCAAGGAAGUGGAAAGCUCUUUGUAAACUGUGAAGUGCUGUGGAUAUGGUUACUAGUGUACUUCUCUUGCUUGGCCAUACCUGACAGUACUGCCUGCCCUCUUCAUCUUCAAUGUUGGCCUUCCUCCCAAAGACCCUUCUCCUUCCUGCCAAUUAUAGACCCUCCCUGGCAUCUGCCAUAAAGGUCCCCGCAGCAUUUCCAUCUGGCUCAGAGGCUCCCUAAUGCCCAAGGCUGCACUUGGCCAGUUGCCCUGAUGCCUGUGUGAACUAAGCUGGGCCCAGCCCUCCAGUGAGGCCACACGCACAGCCCAGCCUCACCAGGCUCUGAGUGCACGCACAAUAGGUUGGACCCUGUUGGCUUUGCGUUGUGAUAAAACACUCUCCACACAGUCAUUCAGCAUGGAGGCCAGCAGCCCAAAGCAAUCGUAAUUAAAAGCCUGGUACUGAA
Messenger RNA from Octodon degus (degu), 2066 nucleotides. RefSeq names its product hypocretin receptor 1 (gene Hcrtr1). The coding region runs from base 130 to 1407 and encodes 425 amino acids. NCBI's taxonomy places the organism in Eukaryota, Metazoa, Chordata, Mammalia, Rodentia, Octodontidae. Gene Ontology annotation, biological process: G protein-coupled receptor signaling pathway; feeding behavior. The transcript has 7 exons. The record is from RefSeq and is a predicted model, not a curated record. Gene Ontology annotation, cellular component: membrane. Gene Ontology annotation, molecular function: orexin receptor activity.